Molecule: messenger RNA, 3772 nt
Organism: Sphaeramia orbicularis (orbiculate cardinalfish)
Lineage: Eukaryota; Metazoa; Chordata; Actinopteri; Kurtiformes; Apogonidae
Product: dynamin-1-like protein
Exons: 18
Coding region: 149-2206 (685 amino acids)
Biological process (GO): intracellular distribution of mitochondria; mitochondrial fission; endocytosis
Cellular component (GO): microtubule; cytoplasm; membrane
Molecular function (GO): microtubule binding; GTP binding; GTPase activity
Source: RefSeq, a predicted model, not a curated record
AGUACCGCCCAUGGUAUAUGGUAAAUUGACGGUUAUCUCUAGCAGAUUAUUUUGGACAAUUGCUUUGGUAAAUUGAUGUUCGGUUAUUUCUUUAAAGUAUGAACGCCAGACACGCUGGAUAAAGACGAAUAUUUUUGUUAAAAAUCGUAUGUUGUGUACUAAGUGCCCCCAGUUUAUUGGAAGGAUGGAAACUCUGAUUCCCACCAUCAACCGGCUUCAGGAGGUUUUCCUCACAGUGGGUGCAGAGGUUGUACAGCUGCCUCAAAUAGUCGUUGUUGGAUCUCAGAGCAGUGGAAAAAGCUCUGUGUUGGAGAGUCUGGUUGGACGGGAUUUCUUACCUCGAGGAUCAGGAAUAGUGACAAGACGACCUCUGGUGUUGCAGCUUGUUCAUGUUGCUCCUCUGGAAGAGAGACUGAAGAUUGAAAAUGGAAAUGGGGUAAAACAAAAUGCCCAAAUCAGCUACCCAGGUGUCAAAGCUGAAGAAUGGGGUACAUUUCUUCAUUGCAAGAACCAGAUUUUCACAGAUUUCCAAGAAAUCCGGCGAGAAAUAGAAACAGAGACUGAUCGCAGUUCAGGAGAAAACAAGGGAAUCAGCCCUGAGCCCAUAUAUUUGAAGAUUUUCUCCCCCAAGGUCCUAAAUCUCACUCUGGUUGAUUUACCUGGAAUUACUAAGGUUCCUGUUGGGGACCAGCCGGAGGACAUUGAAGCUCAAGUACAGGAGAUGAUCUUAUCUUUCAUCUCCAAUCCAAACUCCCUCAUCCUCGCAGUGUCCCCUGCCAACUCUGACUUGGCUACAUCUGAUGCGCUGAAAUUGGCUCGUGAGGUUGAUCCAGAUGGUCGUCGAACGCUGUUGGUGGUCAGUAAGCUGGACCUGAUGGAUGCGGGCACAGAUGCUUUAGAGGUUCUUCUAGGUCGUGUCAUUCCAGUCAGGCUUGGAAUAAUUGGGGUGGUUAACAGGAGCCAGCAUGACAUCAAUACUCAGAAGAGCUUGGAGGACUCAACGCGGGAUGAGCAGGCUUUCCUGCAACGUCACUACCCUUCGCUUGCCUCGCGGGCUGGUUCACGUUAUUUGGCCAAGACUCUCAGUAGAUUGCUCAUGCACCACAUCCGGGACUGCCUACCAGAACUCAAAACCCGAGUGACCGUACUGAGUGCCCAGUACCAGGCACGGCUUCACAGCUAUGGUCAGCCCGUAGAGGACCACAGUGCCACACUGCUGCAGAUUGUCACCAAGUUUGCCAGCGAUUAUUGCAACACCAUAGAGGGGACAGCAAGGCACAUCCAAACCUCAGAACUCUGUGGGGGUGCUCGGAUCUGUUACAUAUUCCAUGAAACCUUUGGCCGGACAUUGCAGUCCAUCGACCCCCUUGGAGGGCUGACUGAGCUUGAUAUCCUGACUGCGAUCCGCAAUGCCACAGGACCACGGCCAGCGCUUUUUGUGCCUGAGGUGUCUUUUGAGUUGUUGGUGAAGCGGCAAAUUAAGCGGCUGGAGGAGCCCAGUUUACGCUGUGUAGAGCUUGUCCAUGAAGAACUACAGAGGAUCAUCCAGCACUGCUCUUCUUUUAGCACACAGGAACUUCUACGAUUUCCGAAACUUCAUGAUUCCAUUGUGGAAGUUGUUACAGGAUUACUGAGGAAGCGCUUGCCGAUCACUAAUGAAAUGGUUCACAAUUUAGUGGCAAUAGAACUUGCUUAUAUCAACACAAAGCAUCCAGACUUCACAGAUGCUGCACAGGUCUCAGCAUCUGUCAACAGUCAGCAGGCAGAGGCACUUGAUGGUGGGAAACGCUGGAAGAAUGAGAAGACUGGGGAAGAGAAAACCCUGGCUCCAGGUUUCAGCAGCCCCAGCAAAGGCCAGGCCAUUAACCUUCUUGACACAGCGGUGCCUGUGUCCCGCAAGCUGAGUGCAAGAGAACAGAGGGACUGCGAGGUCAUCCAGCGUCUCAUCAAGUGCUACUUCCUCAUCGUCCGCAAAAGCAUCCAAGACAGUGUGCCAAAGACAGUGAUGCACUUCUUGGUGAACUUUGUGAAAGAGCAUCUGCAGAGUGAGCUGGUGGGUCAACUUUACAAACAGCCACUACUGCAGGAGUUGCUCAUUGAGUCACAGGACACGGCACAGCAGAGGACUGAAGUUGCUCAGAUGCUUGAGGCUCUUAAAAAAGCCAAUAAUAUCAUCUCUGAGAUCCGGGAGACCCAUCUGUGGUAGCCAGAGGAAACGACAGUUCCCUUGUCACAGGACUGCUGAGAGUAUGAGUGUAUGUGAGUCUGCAGCAGAAUGACUGAGAGAGAAUUUGUGUGUGUGUAUAUGUGGCAGUGCCACUGUUAUCUCAUAGACCAAUGACCAUAGCACAUUAAGAUCUUUCACCUGUCACCUACUGCCCAUUAUUAUUACACUGCGGCUGUGAACUGUUUCACUGUGAACAUUGCGUAGUGACAGUAAAUAAUUAAACACUUAGUCCAAAAGUGUUUCUGCAGUUAUUGUAAACUUGGGCAAGAUGUGAAGGAGACAGCUGUGAACAAAAUAUUUUACAUCAUUUGGUGAGUAAAUGUUUGUUGGGUCUCAAGAUUGUUGCUGUAAAUGUAAAAUGUGAAAUAUAAUAUGGGCUAUUUAAGUUGUUCUUCAGGGUACAUUAUCGGUCAAAGUCCACAUUUUCCACAAACUGGGCCUCAUGUAAGUCCCUGCAGGUGCUAAAAAUACAGAAUAUAUGUGUCUGUCUACAUUCGUUUUCUGUUGGAGCAACACUCACUCACCAGAGAUGAAAAGAAGUGAAAAUCCAGCUCAAUCGAUGUAGACUGCAAUGCAACACUGAAGACAGAACCUGGUCAAUUUCAGAACUGAAAUGCAGACUGUUUUUCCAUGUGUUAUACUAAUCAAUGCCAACUUAUUUUUCCACAGUCACCUAUACAGCACAUAUCUUAUUUAUACUCUUUCAGGUCUGUGUGUGGUUAUUAUUGAAGUGAACAAACAUCUACAAAACAGACAUUCCUUCUGGUUGUGGUUUUUAGGAGAUUACAUAUGGAUAGCUAUAGUGUAGGUGAAUGUUUAUCAUUAAAUUUAGUCAACAAUAAUGACUUUGUGUGAUUGAAAGUGAGCAAAGUUAACUUUACCACAACAGAUUUCUAGCAUAAUUUGUCAGAUUUUAUAUCUAUAUGUUGAAUUUAACUGAUAUGUAGAUUCUGUUUACCCUCUCAGACCACAAAUGAGCUGUUUUCCACUUUUAAUAGUAAAAGCAAGAUGAUAUCAGUAACUUUCAUGAAGACAAAUUACCCCGGGCAGUGAGAGAUCUGUUUGGAGAAGCCUCCUGCAUGCAAGUUUUUUCAUUUCCCCAUGUUGUAAUAUAUCAUACUCAGUCCCUGAAUGAGCAGUAAUCUUACAUGUUCAUUUUGUGCCCAUAAUCAUUUAAUGGUAUAAUAUCUAAAUUGUUUUACCUCUUCUAAUAUGUUCCCUACCGAGAGACAAAGUAAAUGGUUUAAUAUAAAAUGAGGCUUUUUCCUUAAGGCCUGCCUUAGGAAGACGAAGAAUUAGUAACUCCGAUUUUUUUUUUCUGUGAUCAGAGAGUGAACAUAACUUCUGCAUCUGUCUUUCUGAAAGCCCUCUAUGUUUGCAUGUGUGAAAGUACGAAUGAAUGGUCUAUGUAAGUUUUGUAUUUAAAUGUAUAUUAUCAUGUGUCAACUGCCUCUGAGUUCUUGCCUGCCAAUGUUUGUGAUACUUGUUUCCUGAAUGAAGUCUAUUGAGAUUGGAGGGAUUUAUUAAACCCCAACCAAGGACAAU